Molecule: messenger RNA, 360 nt
Organism: Thlaspi arvense
Lineage: Eukaryota; Viridiplantae; Streptophyta; Magnoliopsida; Brassicales; Brassicaceae
Source: the annotation of a GenBank genome assembly
AUGAGAGGACUCUCCAGAAAAUCCGGUGGAUCAAUCUUCCCGAUCAUCGCAAUUCUCACCGUUUACUGGCUAUUCACCGCCGCAACCUCCCAAUCCACCGGUUACGCCGUCGAUUUCAUGCCGAUCGAGACAGAGUGCACUGGUUCCAUCGCCGAGUGCUCGACGGCGGAGUUCGAGAUGGACUCUGAGAUAAACCGGCGCAUCUUAGCGACUACGAGGUACAUCAGCUACGGUGCGCUGAGGAGAAACACAAUUCCUUGCUCUCGACGCGGCGCAUCUUACUACAAUUGCCGACGUGGAGCUGAGGCCAACCCUUACUCUCGUGGCUGUAGCGCCAUUACUCGUUGCAGGCGAACAUAA